GCCUUCAUUGUUCUCAUAUUUUUUUAUUCGUUUACUGCUUGAUUUCUAAAAUAGCCAAAUCUGUCUCUUGCUUGCCGCCAUUUUCUACUCAUGCAGCAAGGAGAAAUGUCGAAACGAAGACUUGACGUUGGUGAUUCUGGCGCUGGAAAAAAGUCAAGAGAUCAUCGCGAUGGAGAUAAGAUUAAAGAAGAGAAAGAAAGCAAACCGAAAUCGGUUUUUGAACAGUUCAACAUUCCACGACCAACACUUCAGAUGAAUCCCUUUACAGGCUUACCCUUCACGCCACGCUACUAUGAACUUUUCAACAAACGCACCCAGCUUCCUGUAUGGGAGUACAAAUCACAGUUUUUGGAAAUGGUUAGCAAGCAUCAAAUUCUAGUGCUGGUUGGAGAGACAGGAUCAGGCAAGACAACUCAGAUUCCUCAGUGGUGUUUGGAGUGGGUUAGAGCACGCUACCCAAAGAAAGCAGUGGCAUGCACACAGCCUCGUCGAGUGGCUGCCAUGUCUGUAGCUCAGCGUGUGUCAGAGGAAAUGGAUGUAUGUUUGGGGCAAGAAGUAGGCUACAGCAUUCGAUUUGAAGACUGCACUUCUGCCAAAACUGUGCUGAAGUAUAUGACAGACGGUAUGCUGCUAAGAGAGGCUAUGUCUGACCCACUGCUUGAGACAUAUGGAAUAAUUAUCCUUGAUGAGGCACAUGAACGUACACUGGCCACUGACAUAUUGAUGGGUCUGUUGAAGGAGGUUGCCAAGCAACAGAAAGAUCUUAAAAUUAUUGUCAUGAGUGCCACACUUGAUGCAGGAAAGUUUCAGCAAUACUUUGACAAUGCACCUCUAAUGAGCGUACCUGGCAGGACCCAUCCUGUGGAAAUCUUUUAUACUCCUGAACCAGAGAGGGACUAUCUUGAGGCAGCCAUUCGUACAGUCCUUCAGAUUCAUAUGUGUGAGGAAGAUGAGGGGGACAUUCUGCUUUUCCUUACAGGCCAGGAGGAAAUUGAUGAGGCUUGCAAGCGGAUUUCCCGUGAAGUGGAAAAUCUUGGGCCAGAUAUUGGUGAACUCAAAUGCAUUCCUCUGUAUUCCACACUGCCGCCUAAUUUACAGCAGCGAAUUUUUGAAUCUGCUCCUCCUCGCAAACCGAAUGGUGCUGUGGGGCGCAAAGUGGUUGUAUCAACCAACAUUGCUGAAACAUCGUUGACUAUUGAUGGUGUGGUCUUUGUCAUUGAUCCUGGCUUUGCCAAACAGAAGGUGUACAAUCCUCGUAUCCGAGUGGAGUCUUUGUUGGUGACUGCCAUCAGCAAAGCCAGUGCUCAGCAGCGUGCAGGCAGAGCCGGGAGAACACGUCCAGGCAAAUGCUUUCGCCUGUACACAGAAAAGGCUUACAAACAGGAGAUGCAGGAGAACACAUAUCCUGAGAUUCUUCGUUCCAAUUUGGGGUCUGUGGUUCUUCAGCUGAAAAAACUGGGCAUCGAUGACCUUGUGCACUUUGAUUUUAUGGACCCUCCUGCACCUGAAACACUCAUGCGAGCUUUGGAGCUGUUGAACUACUUGGCAGCACUUGAUGACGAUGGAGAACUGACAGAACUAGGAUCCAUGAUGGCCGAGUUCCCUCUUGAUCCCCAGCUUGCCAAGAUGGUGAUUGCUUCUUGUGACUCCAACUGCAGCAAUGAAAUCCUCUCCAUCACUGCCAUGCUUUCAGUGCCGCAGUGUUUUGUGCGACCCACCGAGGCCAAGAAGGCUGCAGACGAGGCCAAGAUGAGGUUUGCCCACGUGGAUGGAGACCACCUGACCCUUCUGAAUGUCUACCAUGCCUUCAAGCAGAAUCAUGAAGAUCCUCAGUGGUGUUAUGACAACUUCAUCAAUUAUCGCUCCCUUAAAUCAGCUGACAACGUGCGUCAACAGCUGGCCCGCAUCAUGGACCGCUUCAACCUCAGGCGGUCCUCCACAGAAUUUACUUCUCGUGACUACUAUCUCAACAUUCGCCGAGCUCUUGUGUGUGGCUUCUUCAUGCAGGUAGCCCAUUUAGAGCGCACAGGCCAUUAUCUCACCGUCAAGGAUAACCAGGUAGUGCAGCUGCAUCCGUCAACAGUACUGGACCACAAGCCAGAGUGGGUGUUAUACAAUGAAUUCGUCUUGACCACCAAGAACUAUAUUCGAACUGUCACAGAUAUUAAACCAGAAUGGCUUAUAAAGUUGGCGCCACAGUACUAUGACAUGACUAACUUCCCCAUCUGUGAAGCUAGACGUGUGCUAGAGCGGAUCAUUGCAAAGCUCCAGAGUCGCCAAAAUGAUGAAAGUCAUUGAUACAGUGCUGCAAUUAAAAACUUCACAGAUUCUUGAAAAUGUUUUUCUUCUUUAAGGAAGUGCUUCCUUUUGCAAGCAUGACCUAAAUGAAAAGGCUUCCUGUGUCUCACUUAAGCAACUAAACUAGGUAGCCACUGCUACUUUAGUUUUCAUCCCAGUACUUGGCAUUGCAGCAUUUGUUGGACAUCAUGAAAAGUGUGCAAGCAGCCACCUGCUUAACAGAUCGUGUAUUUUUAGACGUCUGCAUGGAUGUUUAGAUGCACAGUGGGUUUUUUUCUUCAGCUUCUGCUUGUAUAUGAAGAAAAUUCAGUAAGCUUCAUGUGCUGCCCAUUUCAUCCAGCAAUUUAAAAAAGAAUAAUGCAUCAUGAGAGACAUAACAUCGGAUUCUCAUUCUCUUGACAAAUGGUGGUGCACAACAGUAUGCAGAAGCAUUGUAAUGGGGAUUAUUGCCUCUUCUGUGCAGAAUUUACUGACUACAUGUAAAGUUUGGUUUUGUGUUUUCUGGGGAGAGCAUGAGCUAUUGGGUGUGUGUGGCUCUUGAUUAUGCAUGCAAGUCUGUUGAGGUUUUAAAGGGAGAAUUGAAAACAGUGGAUGCAGACAUGAUUGGCAAGAGAGAAUUGGGGAAGUGAAAUGAAGGGAAGAUAAUGUUUAAAUGGUUUACUGGCGUUGAUUUACUUCUAUACAGAUUCUGCUUUUGUACUUUAAGCCAUGAAAACAAAGCAAGGGUUUCCCAUAUUUUCUGAAUUCAUCUUCUCUUAGCAGGCAGGGUGCUGUAAUGAGUGCAUUUUUAUAUUUUAAAAACUGAAAAUCAAAUGACAUUUUACAAAGAAUGCAGUUCUUUAAAAAAAAUUAUAAGAGACCUAUCUUUCCAUUUAAAUGCUGAUAAAUGUGUGUACUUGAUGACACCUUUAAGAGGAUUUGUUAUUGAGAUGCGAUGUUCUUCAUCUUCUGAAUUUAAACGUACUGUCCCAGAAAUACUAACUUAGGACGCAACCUUGGAGGAGGGGGGGGGGGGCUUACAAAUGGCAGUUUUUGUUUUGUAUCACAACUUCAAAAAGUCAUUUUAAAUGAUAGUGUGCAUCGCGAACUAUUUUCCCUGGACUGCUGUCAGAUGAUUUUUUCCAGUUAACUGCUAAAACGAAGCAUGAGACGAGAAAGCUUCUGGUUUAGUCACAUUCUUUGUUUAGGCUUGACGAGACUAACAGCGGAUCACUUCACAAGAGGCUAAGCAUUGUCUUGGCAGACAGACGGCAAUCCACCUAUACACGUCCUUGGUGUGCAUCAUGACUUAACAAAGCUAUGAGAAUUUAGAUGUGUUAGAAGUGGGGCAUACAUUUAUUUUUAUUGCAUUAACAUAUUAAAUGCUUAUUUCAUUUUACGUUUUCCAUUGUGCCAUCAUUUUUUUAUCAACUAGGAGCCAAUCCCUGUACAAUAGCUAUCAAAGAAGGCUACUUAUAUGGUGUUCAAAGAUAUGCUAAAAUUUCAUUUGUUUCCUCUCCUCAGAAAAAGGUUUACUCCACAAAACAAAUUUGUUAUGCUUCAUGUUUCGUUAUUAUUAAAUGUACUUACACUCAUGUGUUUAAUUUUGGUCUUUGAUGACUUGCUGGUCUAAAAUUACUAGCAAGUUCCUGUUGCUUCUUAGAAUACAAAAUGGACUGUCAAACUGUUUUAAGAAAUGUCAUGUGGACAUUUAGGUGUUGCAGUUUUAUUAUUUUAUUUUGACAUAUAAAUGAGAAAUCUGAAACUGUUUUACUCACUAAUUUAAAAUAUCUCUGUCAAGAUAUAGCCACAAAGCUACAAUAUUUAGAAGAGGUAUUUAUAGAAGAUCAGUCUUUUAUUUAUCAAUAAACAAAAAUAACUUACAAUGAAGCUCAAACAUUAAUCUGUUUUAUCCAUGCUGAGUGUCAGCAUUAUGGAGGCUGCCAUUGUAACCGAUUCAGACCCUUAAUGAACUAUAAACACUAACCCUUAUAAUGCUACAAAGUUAAGAGAAAGGAUUGUGAUGAAAAAAAAUUUUCUAAUUGUAAUUUAUGCAUUAUAUGUGGACUACCUAAGCCACGGUUGUCCUUCUAUAUGGAUCUGAGACAUGGCGUAAGACAAACACCAUCACCAAGAAGAUUCAGACAUUCAUCAACAGAUGUGCGCCACAUCUUCAACUAAUGGGCCUGAGAAGAUCUCCAACAGCAGUUUGUGGAAAAGAACUAACCCGAAUGCCACUAACCAAGACAUCAAAAAGCACAAAUGAGGCAGGAUAGGACACUGCGCAAACCAGCUGACACCAUUUGCCAGGCAUGCACUUGACUAGAACCCUCAGGGGACUAGAAAAGUUGGGAAACUAAAGCCAACUUGGAAAAGAACAGUAGGAAGGAAGGCACACAUAGGCACAACCGAAGGGAGCUGCCCAAAACCGGGUCCGCUGGUGAGGUGGUGUUGCGGCUCAAUAUGCUCCUCGAGGAUUUACAAGAAAUAUAAACUGUCUGGGUUUUGAUCAGCACGUGACACUGGAGCACUGCCAGAACGGCCGACUUGGCGUCAAGGCCGUUGCUGGCUUGGAUGCCAUCCUUCUUGACUGGGAGGACUGCAUCUUCUUGGUUGGGCAGAGAAAUAGGGAUGCAUAUAAACUGUUCAGCCUCUCAGAAAGUCAAGACUACAGCAGACCUUGUAUAGGGUCAGAUUUCAUGAGGCUAGAUUUUGUGUUCCUCCAGCGAGUAAGUGGAGACAAAGCCAGGCUCCAAAGGGACCUCAACGCAGCUUUUCCUUGUGUUCCAGAUCUUGAAACCUUCCGCAGUGUGCUAGACAACAAAACCUGAUUAUUUCUGACCUUGUUUGUUUUGGACAGUUUACUAGCAAAGACAUUUUGCUAACCCAGAAAAGUGACAAUUAGGACUUCGCGGUUAGUGUUAUCUGAACUAUUUUUUCUCAACAUAGUUCCAAGUCAACUUUCUUUUACAAGACUUUUCAUUUUGUUUUGGCUAUCACACUGACUGCUCAUCCAUUUUAAAAAUCUGGAUCCAAAAUUGGACUAUAGUCUGUUCUGAGGACAAAAGCAGCGCUUACCCUAAACAGAUUUUUCAAAUCUUGUUAAGGAUAAUAUUUUCCUGUGCUGCAAUCUUCAAGGGUGAACCACCAAUCUUUUGGAUUAAUACAGCUAUUUCAGGCAUCUUCAAGGAAGUUAUUUCCCUUGCCAUGGUUGUAGAAGUGCCAGAAGGGGCGUUAAAGCCAAAGUACAUCGCUUUGUCCAGAAAGCGGAAAUGGGAGGAGAGUGCUUGGAAAGAUGGUCACGAUGUAUAUGACCAACGUCGGACUUCAGGGGCAUCACCUGCCAGAAACAUUACCCCAGCAGAAAGCAGGCCAGUCCGCAUGCUGCGAGAAAUUGUCUCUUCCAGUGAAAAUGGAACAGCAUCAGGCUCUGCAGAACCACCAGUAAAUGUCUGGGGAGAAUUUAAAGACCGCAGCCACUUUGUAGAAAUGCAUUUGGUGUGAGCUGAGGAAUCUUAUCCAGCAUAGGAAGCAACACAUAUGUAGCUUUCUGUGAGCAAUGCCACCUUCUCACUGCUGUGUACUACAUCAAGAUAGAAUUAAAGUUUUCUUUGAUUUA
Messenger RNA from Pomacea canaliculata, 5896 nucleotides. RefSeq names its product putative pre-mRNA-splicing factor ATP-dependent RNA helicase PRP1. The record is from RefSeq and is a predicted model, not a curated record. Bases 91 to 2298 code for a protein of 735 amino acids. The transcript has 15 exons. Gene Ontology annotation, cellular component: spliceosomal complex; intracellular anatomical structure. Gene Ontology annotation, molecular function: RNA binding; ATP binding; RNA helicase activity. Lineage: Eukaryota; Metazoa; Mollusca; Gastropoda; Architaenioglossa; Ampullariidae.